Molecule: messenger RNA, 583 nt
Organism: Paralichthys olivaceus (Japanese flounder)
Lineage: Eukaryota; Metazoa; Chordata; Actinopteri; Pleuronectiformes; Paralichthyidae
Source: RefSeq, a predicted model, not a curated record
AGAUCCUCAGGAUGAACGUUCUCAGACUCACACUGAUUGGCUUACGCUCAAUGUCGGCGGACGCUGCUUCACCACCACCAGGAGCACGCUGGUCAGUAAAGAGCCUGAGAGCAUGUUGGCUCACAUGUUCAGAGAGAAAGAUGUGUGGGGGAACAAGCAGGACUCUCAGGGGGCGUACCUGAUCGAUCGCAGCCCGGAUUACUUUGAACCCAUCCUGAAUUAUCUGAGACAUGGACAGCUCAUCAUCAACGAAGGGAUCAACCCACUGGGCGUCCUGGAAGAGGCUCGUUUCUUUGGUAUUGAGCAGCUCGCCGAGCAGCUGGAAGCUCUCAUCAAGUCCUCGCAGCCGCCUGAUGACCACUCACCUCUGACCCGCAAAGAGUUCAUCAGAUUCCUGUUGGGCACGACCACCAAGUCAGAGCUGCGGUGUCAGGGUCUGAACUUUAACGGUGCAGAUCUGUCUCGACUGGAUCUGCGCUACAUCAACUUCAAGAUGGCCAACCUGAGAGGAGCCAACCUGACGCACGCCAACCUGAGCGGGGCCAACCUGGAGAGAGCUGACCUGUCCAUGGCGUGUCUCGAC